ACUGGGUAGGAGUAAUAAUGUCGAUUUUCUUUGAUUUCCACGUGGAACCUGGUUGUAGAAAGUUCAGAAGGGCCAUAGAUUUGGAUAAACAUGAGAUUGAUUUGUUCAUGGAUAAGGUGCACACCAAAACUAUAUUCGGAGAGGUGGAUAUUGGCGCACUCAUCGAGUUGGCAACUCUUGCUAUAUGCGUAAUAAACGACCAGAUGAAAGUGAUUGGGUUCAUGGCGCUCCACGACCACCCCAACGUGCCGGGCGUGCCGGCCGCCGACUGGGAAUACUGGCUGAAGAACAUGUUUCAGCGUAACUUGCUUCCCCACAACACUUUAUUCGUCCACAUGAUGUGUUGCGCCGAAUCCGCCAACGACUUGUUUCUGGACGAAGCUUUCGCGUCUGUAUUCAGCAAUGACGAAUACCUGCAGCAUAUUGUGCUUAUCCCACCACCGACUUGCACGUUUGACAUGUUUUCGAGGUACAAACCGUUCCGCAAGCAUGUAGUAAAGAGGAUCCCCGCGAAGCGAGAGGACGAUGAUGCGGGACUUUACAUGUACUUGGCGCAUCGCGAUGACUUCUAUCCGGAUCUCACAGUUCGUGCUGCUGUUGAAGAAGAUAACGACGACGUAGUGGAGAUCCUGGACAAACUGCAUCCAAGCAUGAAGAAGCUAUACGGGGACUUCUACGUGAGCGAGAUCAUCGGCCGACACCCGGAGAGCCCGAGGAAAAUCGUAGUUGCACAGCAAGAUGACGAGGCUGUCGGAGUGAUGUGUCUCAACGCACAAAUCGACUACCAAAGUCUUUCAAAAACGUAUGAUCUUACUCCAUACUUCGGCCUGAGAAAGGCCACAGGGCAAGAGAAAGAAGAGCUGUGGAAAGCAAAUUCUUCGUUUUUCGCAUUCGGAGAACCUAUAUUGCUUGGAAAACGUAAUCCUUUCGACAGUGUUGCUGACUUGAUUGACAUAAACGAGGUCCCACGCAGAACAUCAAAAGCCGGGGCACGAAAAACUUCAAGCCAUGUUUUCUUCAAGAAGAACGCAGCCAUGAGGCGCAGCAUGGAUCAGUUGUUCUUCAACAAACAUUCUGAUGAUUACAGCGACAAGGUGUACAUUCCGUCUCGAUCACCUUCUAUGGCCACGAACAUGUCUCUCCGCCCCAGCGUGAUACUGGAAGAAGAUCCAUUCGACUACGACAUAGUCAACAUUGACUCCAGCCUGCUGGCAGUACCAGAAGUCCCGAAUCCGCUGCGCAAGUAUUCGUCUUCUCUGUGGCUGGAAGAACAGGACUCUAAUGCGCAAAUUAAACGAUACAGAACAAAAAAACCAUCGACAUUAAUCAGCUCCAAAAGGCUUAAAAAACAAAGAAAAUUGUUGUUAAAGGCCAUGCAGGCCAAUAAUGCCGAAAUGGAAGAUUCGGAGUAUCGCGGAGAGCCCAAUGCGUUUAGCAUUGAGCUGUAUGCUUUGCGAGAAGAUAUUGAUGAAAGAAAAGGCUACGAUUUGCUGCAAGCAGCGUUUGAAUUGAUGAAAGACUACGACUACUGCUUGCUUCGGAUGCCUUGUACCAGUUCGUCUAUGUUUUUGCUGAGACAUUUUUGUUUUGUGCCCUGUAAAGAUAAACUUUGCAGUGAUUAUGCACUGUAUAUCGCCCACAGGAGCUCUGUAUUGGGUAAAUUGACCGUCCGUAAAGCGGAGAUGGUAGAUGUUCCGCAGAUAUCAAGGUUGAUGCAAAGUCUGGACGGAAAGGAGGCCAUGUGGAUGGUCGAGAAUAGCAUCAUGGGCAAGCAGCAGCAUGAGGCGUAUGUCUUUGUUUGUGGACUUGAUCUUGUGGGCUUCGGAAUAUUGGAGCCUCCAGAACAAAUCAACUUCUUACAAGUGCGCUACGACAUGGAUGCCUUUCGUAUUCCGAAAUACCAUUACUCGGGCCAGGGAGUGCAUGUCGGUUUCGCCAACAUUAAAACUGCCUUGGUCUACCCAGUGUUCGAAGCACACUAUCGGUUUUUCUUUAGAGAAAUUAUGAGGCUAUCAGGGGCCGAUACGCUCAUUUGGUUUACUGGGUAUAGAAACAAAUGGGUAACCCACAAAGCUAACUCUAUGGCUUUAGCCAUGGCGCCGCUUAAACCAAGGCAAUGGGAUCCUGUUUUUAGUUUGGUUCCAGAGUUGAAGAAAAUAGGAAAAAUGGCCCAGAAAGUCAUGGCGUUUAGUUCGUGGUUUCUGAGCAAGAAGUUGACCAGUGUGACCCGCCUUAAUGUUGAUACAAGGAUCGUGGUUGCCGGAGCAUCGAGAACGGCUAUGGGAUUUCUAAGCAAACUUUUGUUCAGUGACACAUCAUCGUACCUGACAUUCACGAGCGUCACGCUCGUGUCGACCGACGGCUUGCCAUACGUACGCCACCCUGAUCGUUGUGCGGAAAUGAUGUUCCCGCACCACCGCACUACUACCCAGAAUUAUCUUCAGAGCACGCCCUACACUUACUACGUCAAUGUGGUGCAAGGAACUAUAGUGGAAAUUAACAAGAAGGAUAAAUACAUAACGAUAGCAAGCGGACAGCGAUAUUAUUACGACAAACUCUUCCUGAUGUUUGGUCACCAGUUUCAACACCCGGACUAUCUGAAAGCCGUUUUAGACAGAGAAAGGGAUAUACAACAGGGAAUGACCCCAUCCUACACGCGUCUUGACGUCCCGUCUCUUCGGGAACCACAGAUUGAGACUAGCUGCGACACACCCCCGAACGUGUUCAUCAUCAACACAAUCUCUGACGCUAACAGGGUGCUGCGACAGAUCCACAAUUUAACUUAUAUGACCAACAAAGAUAAGGUAAUAGUGUACGGAUCGUCUCUGGAAGUAUACUGCUGCCUUGCUGCGCUGAAAGAAAUGAAAAUUCCGAGCAAAAUCGUAUUUGUGGAACCAUUUCCGUCCGAAAACCCGCGGAAAACCAGAGUUCCCAUAUUUAAUAACGUUUAUGUUGACCAAACGAUCUCGGAAGUCCUCGAAGAGCUCGGCAUAAAAGUGCUGCGGUCGUACUACUUCCAGUUUUGGAAGACUGACGAUCGCAACGUGGUCACGCACGUGAGCUUUCUAUCGCACUUCCAAAUGGUUGAGCUGGAGUGUGCUGCGCUGUUUUAUUAUGGCACAAAAGGCAUCGAUGCUGAUGCCUUCCAAGCAAUCCGUAAAAGCAGCCUAGUGUACGACGAAGGUAUUCUAAUCGACCACGAGUGCCGCACCAACAACCACUCGAUCUACGCCGCCGGUCCGGCCACGCGGUACAGCGCGCGCUACUUCGCCGAGAUGAGGAACCAUCAGUAUUACGAUUCUUUUGAAGUCGGGGAAAAGCUUGGAAUACAAAUCCGAAACCAGCUAGAUCCGUUGUUCUCAGAAAACAAACCUAAUUAUAGAAAGUCGAUGCAGACCUCUGUGAAGAGCGUUAGUUUUGAUUCUACUAUUUACCCCAGUACGGCAAGAUCAUUCGCUGAAAAUGCUGGGGAGUCGUUCUACAGUAAUAAAUCGAAUUUGAAGCGUGAUUCAAAGCACCAAUCAGAUAAGGAGUUCGACAGCCUGCCAGUGUAUAGGAACGCUCACUCUAAGUACUGCAUUAUGCCAGGGGGAUUACAAUAUCUAGAGGUGCGGGCUCCGGGAAUGAAGAUACCACAUCCUUACGUACAGUCUUUGGACUUUAAUGGCUUCGUGAUGGAGACAUUUAAAAUGGGCUACUUCAAGUUGCACAUGACUCCAAACUUUGUCGUGGACGGCAUCACCUGUUUGACCCCUGCAAAAUACUCCAUCGCACACUUCAAAGGUCUUUUUGGAAAACCUGCGACAAUAUUGAACAAUAUUCAUAUAAAAUACACUACUAAGAAAGUGGACAAUUUAUAUGAUUUCUUCAUUUCACCGGGGAUCAUGUUUUUGUAUCACGACCAUAUUAACGAAUUGUUUGCAGUUGUCAAGGAAAUUUUACCUCUGAAUACGCCCAAUGGGGAAACUCUUAGCGAAGCAUUGACUGAAGCCAACGAUAAAUACAAGAAGACAUCGGCUAUCCGCUCAAAGUUCGAGAAGUCUCCCCACGUGGAAGCCAUCGCGGCGUACGUCCUUGAAUGGGUGUCUCAGAACGACCUGCUGCUGCCCAUGUACUACCAGCCCUGGCAGCUGCCCGACUUCCAACACGAUAUCGGCCACCAUCCUGCCUUCGACGAGUUUAAGAAGGAAAAGAAAGUUCACGACUUUAAAGAUCAAUAAAUGGUUAAAAAUAAAGUAAUGAGAAUAAAAA
Cydia pomonella (codling moth) is the source of this 4251-nucleotide messenger RNA. Its product is annotated as cilia- and flagella-associated protein 61-like. The record is from RefSeq and is a predicted model, not a curated record. Bases 18 to 4220 code for a protein of 1400 amino acids. NCBI's taxonomy places the organism in Eukaryota, Metazoa, Arthropoda, Insecta, Lepidoptera, Tortricidae. The transcript has 29 exons.